AUUUUUUUCAAAAAUUCAAACAAACCAAAUUUUUCUCAGUAAAAUCAAAAAAUACAAUUUUCCAUUAAAAAAAUGUUAAAUGCCGAAUAUGAAAUACAAAAUUUCGGUUUCUCUGUACAACAGAUGAAGCUUGAACGACGUCAUGUUAUCAAACAACAUCUCUACACACUUCUCAAACAUUUCAUAAAUUCCUUAAUAAAAAAGUCAAAUGUAUCCCAAGAAACAUCCGCCAAAUUAAUUGCACUCCAGAAAGAUUUAUCCGAAAAGAUGUUCGCCUCCUUCGAGAAGACCCUCGAGGCCAUAGAAAGGCUGGACGAACAAAAUUUCUCUAUUCCCGAUUAUGUCCUCCUCCAUCAAGACCUAAAUCACGCCAAAGGCUACACCAAAGACGAUGAAAAUAGACUGCAAAGUGAAGUCGAAAGCCUGAACAAAAAGUUCCUUGAGAACUCAGUGAUGAUAUCUGCGAUUGAAUCUGAAAACAGCAAAUAUCUCGAGAUCCAAAACGUUGUCCAGGAAGAGCUCAAAGUAUUCCAAACCGUCCAGGAGACCUUUUCAGCCAUAAACAUUCAAAAUAUGCGCCAAAUGGUAAACAAUGUAAAACAGACCCUUAACAAGCUAGAUGCAAAGAAAUAAAUUUAAAAAUAGAUUCAGUUUGAAAUUUUUGAAUUUAAAUUGGAAAAAUCAUAAAUGCGUUUGUGUGUGCUUCGUUGAGAAAAUGAGAA
Messenger RNA from Eupeodes corollae, 722 nucleotides. RefSeq lists its product as uncharacterized. The record is from RefSeq and is a predicted model, not a curated record. The coding region runs from base 73 to 633 and encodes 186 amino acids. The transcript is spliced from 3 exons. Lineage: Eukaryota; Metazoa; Arthropoda; Insecta; Diptera; Syrphidae.